AAAAAGGAUGCAGUUUUGAGUCGUUUUACAGCUUUUCUGACUGGAAAAUCUUUGAGCAGUUUGGUAGACGUUUAGGAUUGCUUAUCCAUAAAAUAUGUAGUUUAAAGUCAAACUCUAUGGGAUGAAGAAUUAUGAAAUUUCUCUCUAGCCGUCAUUUGAUAUCAUUUUAAGACAGUCUGUUACUCUUCACUCUUCAGAGUUUAAAAUAUUGGCCUGCGGAUUUCACAGUUCUAAGUGAGCUGGCUGCCAGAGCUGCAGAUGUGAUCAGUCAGCUGUAGGCUUACAUUGUGAUAUUGAUCCUUGAUCUCAGAACAUGGCUGAACACGGCCGAGAAAGUAGUCUUGCAGGACUGCCAAGUUCUCUUCCUCCCGCAUGGCAGGAUGUGGACCCUUCGAUAGAUGAUAUUUGUCGUGUGUGUCGUGGAGAAGGAUCAGCAGAGCACCCGUUAUUUCACCCGUGCAGGUGCUCCGGAUCCAUUCGAUACGUACACGAAGAUUGCCUUCUCCAAUGGCUUAACCAUAGCAAUCGCCAUUAUUGCGAAUUGUGUCAGCACCGUUUCACAUUUCGUCCGAUCUAUGCACCCAACACGCCAACCAGAUUGCCACCUUUUGUACUCCUGCGUGGCGUAAAGAAACGCAUCAUACAGUGCUUCAAGAAAAUUAUUCACGGACUACUUGUGGGUGCGGUAUGGCUGAUACUGCUGCCGAAUUAUUGCGCUCGCGUGGAGAAUCUCCUUUUUCGCGAAGAAGGGUACAUGACCGCCGUUCAGCGAUUGAUUUGGAUUGGGUAUUCUCCAAAUCCGUUGACCGAUAUUGGCGAAGGUGUCAUAAUUAUGGGCAUGACAAUGGUGAUCUUGUUCAGCUUCGUGUUUUUGAGAGACGAAGUGCUUCAUAACGGAUGGAAUCCCCCCUGGAUUGUCCUCCCACAGGCCGCUGCGGCCGCACCUCAGCCUGCCGUUGUUCCAGUGCCGCCAGCGGAUCCGGCGGCAGCUCCACCUCAGAAUGGUCAAGCAGCUGAGGAUGCGGUGAACGCCAACGCGGGGAUUCCCGACGCUCCACCCCCUCCACCUCCGCCGGUGGUUGCUGCCGCUCCCGUGCCCCCCGCCGCGAAUAACGCUGAACCGAAUAUUGAUUUGGGGGCGUUCGGUGAAGAUAUUGCCUUGGGGCACAUUGUUGGGCUCGAUGGAACAUAUGCGUUUUUGGAAUACGCUUUCUGGUUCUCUGUUCUUUGCACGGCGUUUGUGACCGUUUUCUAUCUGCUACCUUUCAUCUGCGGUAGAGCUGUGGUUCACGAGCUACUGCCGGGAGUCUUCGCCCUCGGAUGUAAAGUUUUGAAUGCGGCUCCGAUUAGCGCGAACAUCACGGCCAGUUAUCCCAUUUUUCACGAGAAGACGGCAGCUUUUAUCGAAUUGUGCCAGUACAAAACCGUCAUAUACCUGUACUUCGGGUAUAUUGCAUUCGCAUUCUGCUUCUCACAGACCUAUGAUAUUUUGGGAAGAGAUUAUUUGCGAGCGCUACCCUAUUUCCGGCGAUUCAGCAAUCCCAAUGUGAAGUUCGCUGUUGGGCUUUUUUAUCUGGCUACCAAGACUGGCGUUUUGUUCUUCACUGAAGCGGUCGUGUUUCCGGCGUUCUUUGGAGGUCUAGCGGAUUUCUCAUGUAUGGAAAUGCUGAAUGCGACGAUGGCGGAUAGAUGGCGCAGUUUUGAAACGGCACCUGGGACAUUUGUAUUCUUACACUGGAUUUUGGGAGUUCUCUUCAUAUCGUAUUUUGUGUGGUUCGUAUUGCUAACCCGGGAAACGCUACGUCCUGGGCUGCUCUGGUUUGUGCGGAGCUAUCAGGAAUCGAACCCCUUCAAGGAACUUGUCAUGUGGCCAAUCGGAAAAUCUCUACGGAAUCUCACCUUUGUACUGCUGCUGUUCAUUGUCGUCAUUGUUGUAACCAUUUACCUUCCUGUGCGGUUUUUAUGUCGCCACCUGAAAGGCUUCUUCCCAUACAAUCUGGCUUUAUUGGAAGAAUCGCCUAUCGGGGAACUGACGAUUCAGUUUGCAAUUCUGCAUUAUAUCGGGCCUUCCCUUUUCCAGCAAACGACACUUCGCAGCUUUGCUAAAUGGGUGAUACUGACCUGGGCGGAAUGCGUGGGCCGGAUUUUGAAUAUGCGAAGCUAUUUAUUGGGUGACCAGCAACCGGUAAUACAGAACAAUCCGAACGCAAACAACGCCAAUAAUAAUGACGGAGAUUUGGGUGUCGCUCAUGACCAACUGGACAUGAUGCUGGUUAAUGCUCCCAACCGCCCGGCUCAACCGUAUCAGAAACCUAAGCACUUUACGGGACGGUUGCUUCUCCUGCUGGCGAUUUUAGCAGUGACUGGAAUGAUUAUCAGUGCGCUGCUUCUAACGAUUCCGGUCUCGUUAGGACGGCUGGUUCUUGGCUUUUGGUUUGGCGCGCGUCCGGUCCAUGAUAUUUAUACGCUGUUUACUGGUUUGUUCACCUUGGCGAUUGCAUUUAAAGGAAUAAGGACGCUGAAUACAUCUCUACGGAAUAAUGUGCGAUUGAGUGGUUUUCGAUGGAAGUUUUGGGGCGUUGUGAUAUUGAAGGGUUUGGUGGCAUGUGUUAUGGUACUGCUGUGGUUGCCGCUCCUGAUUGGAUUGACGUUUGAAGUCACGCUUUUAAAACCAGUUGCCCUAUUUUUCGACCAGUCAUCGAUAUUUCAAAUUUAUCGUUGCUUUGUGUUUGGGGCCCUAAUUGUCAAAAUUGUGCUGACUUUCUGCAUUGUGGCGAUGUCGGAGAAUAACCCAUGGAAACAGGCUUUGGAACAGGUGUACGCAAACGGAUUCCGAAAUAUGAAUUUAACGUUUCUGUGGAGAGCUUUUAUAUGGCCGAUCAGUGCACCGCUCUUGCUUUACCUGGCAUUUCCAUUUUUCCUGGUCCGUACUUGGAAUUUGCUGGUUACUGAAGAAUCGGCGUCGAUGGAUGAUCAUUUCAAGGCUUAUGCAAUAGAGGCACUGGCGCAUGUGGUGUUUUUGGGAAUUUUGUUUGCGGCAUUUGGGAUACUUGCCAGUUUAGGCUAUUUUAAAAUCCUCCAUGAUCAGAUCAAAGAUGAGCUAUUCCUGGUGGGAAGACGUUUAGUCAACUAUGAACACCGUAGUCCUUCGGCAUCCGCUGCAGCACUCCCAUCCCUACCAGUUGAGCCGGCACCCGCCGAGCAGGAGUUACCGGCGCCGAUUGAGGGGAAUGCGUGAUUGUUGAAGCGCGACCUCGAUGCACAAAGUACGUGCGUAUCGGCAUCCAGCAUCAACGUGGUGUUGAUGGUCAGCUUUAUUCCAUUUGUACAAAUAACUAACGCGUCCAGAUUUUAUAGAUCGUAACGGUGUUGGCUUUCUUCUGGUUUUAACGCAGAGUUUUUUAACGAGAUUUUGGGUACAGUAUAUGUUUCGCUACUUCGAAAGUAUCUUACGGUGUACUCACUAUGUAAUAUGUAAUACUUACUAAACGCCGCUAAUAAAAUGAGAAAACAAUGCUAACC
Paramacrobiotus metropolitanus is the source of this 3522-nucleotide messenger RNA. Its product is annotated as E3 ubiquitin-protein ligase MARCHF6-like. Gene Ontology annotation, molecular function: zinc ion binding. NCBI's taxonomy places the organism in Eukaryota, Metazoa, Tardigrada, Eutardigrada, Parachela, Macrobiotidae. The record is from RefSeq and is a predicted model, not a curated record. Gene Ontology annotation, cellular component: endoplasmic reticulum membrane.